AGCUCCUGCGAAAUCGUGUACCGUUUCGCUCCUGCUCGGCUGAAAAUGGCGAGGCCGCACGCGGUGGUGGUGCCGCACCCGAGCUCCGGCAACAUCAACCCUGCGUUGCAGCUGGCCAAGCUUCUGCACAGCCACGGCUUGUACAUCACCUUCGUCAACACCGAGGACAAACACCGGCGUGUGCAGGUGACGGAGGGCGCAGCUGCCUUGCUCGGCCGCGACGGGUUCCGGUUCGAGGCCAUCCCGGACGGUCUAGUCGAGGCUGACCGGGGGAAGAGGAAGUACGACCUCGCCCUGUCCAUGGCCACCACCAUCCAUUGCGCGGAGCCGCUGAGGAAGCUCGUCCUGCGGCUCAACGCCACGCCGGGCGUCCCACCCGUGACAUGCCUGCUACCAACCGCGCUCAUGAGCUUCGCACUGGACGUGGCGCGGGAGCUGGGCAUCCCGACCAUGGUGCUGUGGACAUGUAGCGCUGCCGCGCUGACAGCCCAGAUGAGGCUCCGGGACCUCCAAGCAAGAGGUUACCUCCCACUCAAAGACGAGAGCUGCCUGACGAACGGCCACCUUGAGAGGACGGUCAUCGACUGGAUUCCCGGCUUGCCGCCGAUCAGCCUCGGUGACAUCUCCAGUGUCGUCCGCACCACUGAUCCUGACGACUUUGGACUCCGAUUCAGCGCCGUGGAGGCCGAAGGCUGCACCAAGGCCGGAGCCCUCAUCCUCAACACCUUCGACGACCUCGAGGCCGACGUCCUCGACGCACUCCGCGCCGAGUACCCGCGCAUGUACACUAUCGGCCCGCUUGGAAACCAAUUCGGGGACGACAAUGCCGCCGCAGAGGACAACUCCAACUCCUCCAACAGCGGCUUGAGCCUCUGGGAACAGGACACCAAGUGCCUCGCUUGGCUGGACACGCAAGAGAAGAGCACCGUCGUUUACGCCAACUUCGGCAGCCUCACGGUUGUCACAGCUGAGCAGCUCGCUGAGUUCGCGUGGGGCCUCGCGGCCACUGGCCACCCGUUCCUCUGGUCCAUCAGAGACAACCUUGUCUCAGGCGCCAGCGACGGCCUGGCUGUGCUGCCGCCGGAGUUCGUCGCAGCAACGGCAGGGCGGUGCCGUCUGACCACGUGGUGCCCGCAGGAGCAGGUGCUGCGGCACCCGGCCGUGGGAUGCUUCCUGACGCACAGCGGGUGGAACUCCACCUGCGAGAGCAUGGCGGCUGGAGUGCCCAUGGUGUGCUGGCCCGGGUUCGCCGACCAGUACACAAACUGCAAGUACGCCUGCGAGGUGUGGGACGUGGGCCUCCGGCUUGACGACGAGGUAAGGCGGGAGCAGGUCGCCGGCCAUGUCAGGCAGGUAAUGGAGUCCAAGGAGAUGCGGAGGAAUGCGGCAGGGUGGAAGGCCAAGGCUGAGGAUGCCGCAGCUCCCGGUGGGUCUUCGUAUGAGCACUUGGAGAGCAUGGUGACGGCGCUCCGCUCUCUCAGCUCUUAAUUAGCGUUACGAGUUCUAAUUGAUCACGCAACCUGAAACAAGCACUAGUAUAUGUUUCUAUUUCCGUUUAAAAUUGCUACUCCCCCGAUUUAUAUUACUUAAUAUUAAUAU
Messenger RNA from Lolium rigidum, 1599 nucleotides. RefSeq names its product (R)-mandelonitrile beta-glucosyltransferase-like. The transcript is spliced from 2 exons. The coding region runs from base 46 to 1488 and encodes 480 amino acids. The record is from RefSeq and is a predicted model, not a curated record. Lineage: Eukaryota; Viridiplantae; Streptophyta; Magnoliopsida; Poales; Poaceae. Gene Ontology annotation, molecular function: UDP-glycosyltransferase activity.